Molecule: messenger RNA, 2884 nt
Organism: Canis lupus familiaris (dog)
Lineage: Eukaryota; Metazoa; Chordata; Mammalia; Carnivora; Canidae
Gene: ATG4B
Product: autophagy related 4B cysteine peptidase
Exons: 14
Coding region: 107-1243 (378 amino acids)
Molecular function (GO): protein-phosphatidylethanolamide deconjugating activity
Source: RefSeq, a predicted model, not a curated record
CCGCCCGCGCUCGCUGGGCCCGGAUUGGCCCCGGCGGCGGCCCGUCGCGUCGCGCUGCGGAACCGUCGGAGCGACGCGGCUCUCAGUCGGCGGCCGGAGAGGGAAGAUGGACGCAGCUACUCUGACCUACGACACUCUUCGAUUUGCUGAAUUUGAAGAUUUCCCGGAGACCUCAGAGCCUGUGUGGAUACUGGGUAGAAAAUACAGCAUUUUCACAGAAAAGGAUGAGAUCUUGUCCGACGUGGCGUCCAGGCUUUGGUUUACAUACAGGAAAAACUUCCCAGCCAUCGGGGGAACCGGCCCCACCUCGGACACGGGCUGGGGCUGCAUGCUGCGGUGCGGACAGAUGAUCUUCGCCCAGGCCCUGGUGUGCCGCCACUUAGGCCGCGAUUGGAGGUGGACACAGCGGAAGAGGCAGCCGGAUAGCUACUUCAACGUCCUCAACGCGUUUAUCGACAGAAAGGACAGUUACUACUCCAUUCACCAGAUAGCGCAAAUGGGAGUUGGCGAGGGCAAGUCCAUCGGCCAGUGGUACGGGCCCAACACCGUCGCCCAGGUGCUCAAGAAACUGGCUGUCUUCGACACCUGGAGCGCCCUGGCGGUCCACAUAGCCAUGGACAACACGGUGGUGAUGGAGGACAUUAGAAGGUUGUGCAGGGGCAGCCUUCCGUGUGCGGGGGCCGCCGCGCUUCCUGCGGAUUCCAGCCGCCACUGUAACGGGUUCCCUGCUGGGGCCGAGGUCACCAACAGGCUGGCCCCGUGGAGACCCCUGGUGCUGCUCAUCCCCCUGCGCCUGGGGCUCACGGACAUCAAUGAGGCCUACGUGGAGACCCUGAAGCGCUGCUUCAUGAUGCCCCAGUCCCUGGGAGUGAUCGGAGGGAAGCCCAACAGUGCCCACUACUUCAUCGGCUACGUUGGUGAAGAGCUCAUCUACCUGGAUCCCCACACGACGCAGCCGGCGGUGGAGUUUACCGACAGCUGCUUCAUCCCCGACGAGAGCUUCCACUGCCAGCACCCGCCCAGCAGGAUGAGCAUCGGGGAGCUCGACCCGUCCAUUGCCGUGGGGUUCUUCUGUAAGACCGAGGGCGACUUCGAUGACUGGUGCCAACAAGUCAGGCAGCUGUCGCUCCUCGGAGGCGCCCUGCCCAUGUUCGAGCUGGUGGAGCAGCAGCCUUCCCACCUGGCCUGCCCCGACGUCCUGAACCUGUCCCUAGACAACCGGGACUCGGCAGGAAGGCCGUGAGCACAUCCAGUUCAUGCAGCCGUCCAGCUCUGACGCGGACGGGGCCUGUGUCCCUGCCCCUCUGAGAAGAUCAUGGAGGAUGGUGACUGAGCCCGCCGUCCACGGCCCAGAAGGGAGCCAGGGUGCCGCACUGGAGACUCGGGACACACGUCCCACCAGUCCCCAGACGAUUCUUCUGACGUAGAGCGACUGGAAAGAUUUUUUGAUUCAGAAGAUGAAGACUUUGAAAUCUUGUCUCUUUGAAAACCCUGCAGUUGGGGGACGGUGUCCCCUGGCCCUCCCUGGGGGCCGUCGAGAGCCCGGCCCUGCCUCGGGGCGCUUGGCGCCGCUGCAUUUCAUCCAUCCAGCCUGCCCGUCCGCUGAACGCCCGUGCCCCGUGCCGCCUCCGCCCUGGGACGGAGGACUGCCCUGUUCCGGGGGCCCUGCCGCCAGCCCCGGGACUGCGCAGGCCCAGAGGGCCCGGCCGGGGCGCCGCCGAGGAGCCGCCGCAGGACGCCCCGUGCAGCCAGGCCGGGAGCUGCUGAGAGCGGAGCCUUCACACCCGCGAGCGCUCGCCCUGCCACACUGCCAGCCCCGCAUUAGCGCGCCGCCUCUGCCCUGCUUCCUCCUGGGCGCUCGGUUCUGGGUUUGCUUUGGAAUUAAAGUCCUGUUUGAAGUUACAAGGACAUGAAUUUCUGUCGGGCGUGUCCCAAGUCAGUCUCCGAAGACCUGCAGGGCGGAGGGGCGCCCGCGGACUCGGCCAGCCCCCUGGCCCCCCCGCCCCCCCGCCUGGCGUGCUCCUCGGGGGCUACUUCAGUGGGGGAUCGGGUUGGAAGAAGGCUUCUCCUCGCCCCGGGGAGCGAAGUAGCAAGGUGGUGGGGCGUGGUGGGAUUCAGGGAGGUCCCCGUGCGAGGGACUCACCAGGAUGGGGACGUGUCUGCUCUCCCAGAGCCGCAGGUAAAGCCUGAGUGGGGCGCGCCUUUCCACACCUCCUGUGCCGGUCCCAGCAUUCCAGACGCCCCCGUGCCGCCGUCCUUGCUGCACCUGCUGCCCCGGGCCAGGACGGGGGCGGUGGGAUGGGGACACGCUGCCCUCCAGGGCCUCCCUCCAGGCCCAGGCUCGAGGGUAGAGCCCACAGCCCCACGGUUCCUCACGAACCAGGGAGGUUUCCGGACCUUCCUGAGCACGGACGUCAGCUCCCGUGCCCUCAGCCUGCGGCCAGGCCCAGACUGCACCCCUCCCGCUUGGGUUUGCCGUCCGUCCUGAAGACUGGCCUGCGUCCCACCCGGAAGCACAGCAGGGGCUUGGGGGGCGCCUGCACCACAGCCGCCUCCGCGUCCUCCCGGGCAGGUGGGCGCACUGCCCUGUGCCUGCACGUCCUGCCGGCCCACAGAGGGGACUUCCUCCCAUUUCCCGCCUGUGUCCUCGGUGGCGACCGUGGGGUAGAGCCGGGCAGCAGGAAAGGCAGCCGCGUUGCUCCGACUGAGCAGUGCAGCCGGGGGGCGGCCGGGGCUGAUGCUGCAGCCCACGCUGUUGUACGUGGGGGACACGGGCCUCGGCCCGACCCACGGGGAGCCGUUCUGAGGCGGCUUACGGAGAAUGUUCACCUCCCCAGUGUAGUUGGCAGUUCUUAACGGCAAAUAACAGUUUCCGUAGAAAACA